Medioppia subpectinata is the source of this 825-nucleotide messenger RNA. NCBI's taxonomy places the organism in Eukaryota, Metazoa, Arthropoda, Arachnida, Sarcoptiformes, Oppiidae. The record is from the annotation of a GenBank genome assembly.
AUGCGUGGGCACAGCAUUGCCCCGCAAGUCGGUACCCACAUAGCCCGGAAAGGGUCCACUAAACACGUGGUAACCGUUGCACAUCAGCGAGUGUUUGGUUUUGGCAAUAAUCUCAGGGGAUGUCUGGGUUUAGGACACGACAGUCCUAUACUAUCACCACAAAUAAUACCACAAUUAUGUCAUCAAAACAUACAAUACUUUGUCAACGGAAGUGAUUUUGUGUUAGCAAUGAAUGAUAUAAAUAUAAUAUAUGGUUUUAGUAGUAAUUUUGUCGGACAAUUAGCCCGAAGUGAUCAUAUUGGAAAAGAAUGCCUUAAACCUGAAAUAAUUUCACAUUUUAAUGAUAUAAAUAUUAAACAAAUCAGUUGUGGUAUUCAACACACUCUGGCACUAAGCAGUGAUGGCCGGGUGUAUGCCUGGGGUUGGAAUAAUUGGGGACAAAUUGGUUGCGGAGAUAAUAAUGAAUAUAUUUGUACACCAAUUGAAAUACAAUUCAAAAAUAGUCAUAAAAUACAAUCCAUUUAUUGCUCGUAUUUAUCUUCAUUUGCUAUCACAUCUGAUGGACAUGUGUUCAGUUGGGGUGACAAUGAUGUCAAUCAAUUGGGAUACAAAAUAAGCGAUGAGAAAGUAUUUAUACCUCGAAUGAUAUCAUCGAUCGAUAGAGUGAAAACAAUUGUCGUUCACGAGCUUUACUUAAUAAAAUUGCAUCAAUAUUUCUGGGAGAAAAUCCGUCAAAAAUCACUUCAAAUCAAAUUUACCAAGACUGAGUUUGAGCUCGACUUCUAUUCAAAAAUCAAACUCAGCAAAGUUUGGUCUCAAGGUUGA